GCUGGAAUUAGGAAUGGGGAUUGAGAGCGUUGGGCGAGUCAACAAAUGGUGCUUUAAAAUCUUGUGGACCGCGAGUUUCUGAUCUCUCCGUCCCGUGCUCUAGGAUUCGGGACGCUGAUGGAGCGAGAAUACACACCGCUCAGUCCGCACUGUGCGCGAGCACUGUCGGACAAAAUCUACGAGCGGCGAAAGGCGGCUUCGCUCGAGAUAGAAAAGUCUACAAAAGAGUUCUUGACGCGCAACAAUACCCCGCCUAUACGCAAAAUGCUGAAAAUCCUCGGUCAAGAUUUCGCACUCUCGCCGAACUCGAACUCCCGAAAAGGUGGACUCCUCGGCAUAUCCGCGGUGGCCAUACAACUCAAACAUCGAUGCCCGGAAUUUUUAGACGAAAUGAUAACCCCUGUGCUCGCUUGUCUCAGCGAUCCGGAUCACAGAGUCAAGUACCAUGCGUGCGAGUCGCUUUACAACAUCGUAAAAGUGGCGCGAGGUGGAUGUCUGCCUUACUUCACGCACAUUUUCGAUGCCUUGGCUCGCCUAGCGACAGAUCAAGAGGGCUCGGUGAGAUCAGGUGCCGAAGCCCUGGAUCGCCUCAUGAAGGACAUAGUUUCGGAGAGUCCGGCCUUCGAUUUGGUAUCGUUCAUGACCAUGCUCAGAGAACGCAUAAUGACGCAGAGCACUGCGGCCCGCCAAUUCCUCGUCGGAUGGAUCUCCGCCAUGAACUCUAUGCCAGACAUCGACAUGUUGGUUUUCCUGCCGGAGAUCCUCCAUGGGUUAUUCGAGAUACUGGCGGAUCCGGCACUCCAACGGAACUGUCAGAGUACCCUGGACAGCUUUCUCGAGACAAUCAAGAAGAAUCCACAGAGCACAAGCUUCGUCGAUAUGACAGCGACCCUCAUCGACCACUCCCAGUCCAGCGUGGAAGUUGUUCAACUUACGGCUCUCCAGUGGCUCGAGCAAUUCGUGACGUUGAGCGGCCGAAGUCUCCUGCCCCUGACUUCGGGAAUUCUCACUGCCGUUCUCCCCACGCUCCCUAACAGAUACGGUAAUCCAUGUCUACCUCUGCCCCGGAGCUCUGACACUGUUUCAUGCGAUUCAGAAAGUCAGCGAGAGAUCUCCAGAUGCGCUACGAACAUAAACGAGAGAAUGCUCGAACUGGUGACCGCCGAGGGCGAGGACUUCGACGCAGAUCUCGGACCUGUGAUUUCUGUUCUCCGAGAGUUCCUCGACCACGACUCCACGCAGACUCGCAUGGCAGUGCUCCGUUGGAUUUUGCAUCUGUACUGCAAGCUCCCUGCUAAGAUGCAAAAUCAUAUGGACGCGGUCUUUCCGAUAUUGCUCAAUGUACUCUCGGACGAGGCCGAUGAGGUUGUGUUACUCGAUUUGGAAGUGCUCUCGGAGAUGUCUAAAAAAGAAACGACGAACGAUGAGAAAGACUACUUUCAACAAUUCAUGAACUCUUUGCUCGAUCUCUUCAGGAACGAUCAGAAGUUGCUCGAGAGACGCGGCUCAUUCAUCAUACGACAGUUGUGUGUUUUCUUGCCGCCCGAGGACAUCUAUCGCUCUAUGGGAAUACUCCUCGAGAAAGAAGAAGAUCUCCGUUUCAGUGAGCACAUGGUGAAAACUCUGAACACCAUUUUGCUCACAACUUCGGAAUUGUUCUCACUGCGAACAUCUCUGAAGCAACUAGAUACGGAACCGAGGAAAGAGCUUUUUGUCUGUCUGUACAGAGUCUGGUGUCAUCAUCCGCUGGCUGUCGUUUCUUUGUGUCUAUUGUCACAGCAUUACACACACGCGUGUGAGCUGCUCCAAAGAUUCGCUGAAAUCGAAGUCACUUCAGACUUUCUUGUCGAAGUCGACAAACUGGUUCAGCUCGUGGAGUCUCCAAUUUUCACGUUUCUCCGACUUCAGCUUCUCGAGCCGGAAAAAAAUCAAGAUCUCGUGAAAGCUUUAUAUGGUCUGCUGAUGCUCUUGCCGCAGAGCGAGGCUUUCCUCCUGCUCCGGACCCGGCUCAUGUGCAUACCGAAUCAGAACUUGACUUCGCGGUCUUUCAAGGGGGAACCUCCAAGCUCGGAGGGCGGUCCGGAUUUCAAAGAAUUAUUGUCGAUAUUCGAGGGAAUUCAACAGCGGAAGAAGGAAAGGGAAUCGAGGCGCCAGAAGCACAAACUUAGUCACAAACUCCUCGCACCAUGAGGCGACGAUUGGGACCAAUAUCUCAGUCUCCCCUUUUUGGUCCAUUCAAAUCCGCAAGAGACUUCUCUGUGAUUCUUCUCUCCUCUGCCCGAGAAUAAAUCCCGAUGAUCUGACUCUACCGAUGCCGAUCGGCGGCAGCAUAGGCGGAAGUCUGCCGUCAUCAUUCUUAAGACUCGGUCUUUUAUGUCGAGAAAAAGGGCUAUGUGGG
Messenger RNA from Galendromus occidentalis (western predatory mite), 2398 nucleotides. RefSeq names its product protein VAC14 homolog. The record is from RefSeq and is a predicted model, not a curated record. NCBI's taxonomy places the organism in Eukaryota, Metazoa, Arthropoda, Arachnida, Mesostigmata, Phytoseiidae. Bases 118 to 2190 code for a protein of 690 amino acids. The transcript is spliced from 11 exons. Gene Ontology annotation, biological process: phosphatidylinositol biosynthetic process. Gene Ontology annotation, cellular component: PAS complex; endosome membrane.